CGAGGUCUUAAAAACAUUGUCACUUUACCCCUCCCCUCGUGAGUACAACUCCAAUCUUCUGUAAGCUUGCAAAGAGCCUGCGUAACUGGUCCACGUGUGAAGGAACGUCGAACGACGAAGCAGACUAGAAAUAAGCGUGCAGAAAUAAUGGCAGGUGCACUCAGGAGGUUUGUACCACUGUUCGACAGGAUUGUUGUGGAAAAGUUCCUCCCAGAAGUGAAAACCAAAGGAGGUGUGCUUCUUCCAGAGAAAGGCCAAUCAAAAGUCUUGGAAGGAACAGUAGUAGCCAUUGGCCCAGGAGCUAGAGAUAAGGAUGGCAAGCAUGUUCCAAUGAGUGUAAAUGUUGGAGAUAAGGUGUUAUUACCUGAGUAUGGUGGCACAAAGAUCAAUGUUGACGACAAGGAAUACCAUAUCUACAGAGAUGGUGAUUUGCUAGGUAAAUUUGAAAGCAGCUAGCUCAAGAUCCAUUGUCUGAAACUUGAUUGAUAACUGAGCAGCUCCCUAGUAUUUGUUUGUUACAUUGUCAGGUCCAUCAAAAUGCUUCAUCCGUGCCCAUUGGCUUUGUAAUAAUAACAUUUUCAGGUUAAGUUCAGUUGUACCAAGUAGCAGUGCUUGUACUGGUCCUUUGUAAAACUGUGAAUAAAUAAAACUUCUAGUAAAUGCUA
This is a messenger RNA of Nematostella vectensis (starlet sea anemone), 665 nucleotides long. Its product is annotated as 10 kDa heat shock protein, mitochondrial. Lineage: Eukaryota; Metazoa; Cnidaria; Anthozoa; Actiniaria; Edwardsiidae. The coding region runs from base 148 to 456 and encodes 102 amino acids. Gene Ontology annotation, molecular function: protein-folding chaperone binding; protein folding chaperone; ATP binding. The transcript is spliced from 5 exons. The record is from RefSeq and is a predicted model, not a curated record. Gene Ontology annotation, cellular component: mitochondrial matrix.